AUGCUCCGCCGUCGUGUGGCCAAGGACAAGGACGGUGCGUCCGCAUCGCCGUCCCCGUCCGACUCCCGCGACAUCCCCGACUCGACUGCGUCGGCGCAGAAGAAACCCAAAGGAGAGUCGUUUGUCACCAAACCUCGGAGUAAACGGCGCAAUGGUCUUAUCUUCGUCCUGGGUGGCUUGUUUGGUGUCCUCGUGGCCGUCCUCUUCGCCAACCAGCAGGAUGUGAUUAGUCUGGAUAGCAUAAUGGAUCUGAACUUGGAGUCGUUGAUGGAUGUUAUGCCUCAGGGAUUGCUCUCGGAUGUCAGGGAAUUCACGCAACAUGAACGCGACACCGUCAACUACGACUCCUUCUCCGUCGGUCUGCACCUCCAAGCCGAAGGCGUCCACGCCAAACACCCCAUUGUCAUGAUCCCCGGCGUCAUCUCGACCGGCCUCGAGAGCUGGGGCACCGACGCAAACUCCCGCCAGUACUUCCGUCGCAGACUCUGGGGUAGUUGGAGUAUGAUGCGCGCACUGGUCCUCGACAAGACCGAAUGGAAGAACCACAUUAUGCUAGACAAGGAAACCGGCCUGGAUCCCCCCGGCAUCAAGCUCCGCGCCGCGCAGGGCUUUGACGCUACCGACUUCUUCAUCACCGGCUACUGGAUCUGGAACAAGAUCCUCGAGAACCUCGCAACGAUCGGCUACGACCCGACCAACGCCUUCACCGCCGCCUACGACUGGCGCCUCUCGUACCCCAACCUCGAGCGCCGCGACCAGUACUUCAGCCGACUGAAAUCCUACAUCGAGACCGCCGUCCAGGUCGGCGGCGAGAAAGUCACCCUCGCGUCACACAGCAUGGGCUCACAGGUGGUCCUGUACUUCCUCAAAUGGGUCGAGCACCCGGACCACGGCGCCGGCGGCCGCGACUGGGUCAACAACCACAUCGCCAACUGGAUCAACAUCAGCGGAUGCAUGCUGGGCGCCGUGAAGGGCCUAACGGCCGUCCUCUCCGGCGAGAUGCGCGACACCGCCCAACUCAACGCCUUCGCCGUCUACGGGCUCGAAAAGUUCCUCUCCAAGGAAGAACGCGCCGAGAUCUUCCGCGCCAUGCCCGGCAUCAGCAGCAUGCUUCCCAAGGGCGGCGAAGCCGUCUGGGGCAAUGCAACCUGGGCCCCGGAUGACCUGCCCGACCAGUCCCAGUCCUUCGGCACCGUGCUCAACUUCCGCGAAACCAACUCCUCCCACACCAGCAAGAACAUGACCGUCACCGAAAGUCUCAACUACCUCUUCGACGAAUCCGAGUCCUGGUACCGCGACCAGGUGCUCAGCAGCUACUCCCACGGCGUGGCUCACACAGCCCGCGAAGUCGAAGAGAACGAAAACAACCCCCGCACAUGGCUCAACCCCCUCGAAGCCCGGCUCCCGCUCGCCCCGGACCUUAAAAUCUACUGCUUCUACGGCGUCGGAAAACCCACCGAGCGGAGCUACUACUACCAGGAAGAACGUGACCCCUUGGUCAACCUAAACGUCAGCAUCGACACGACAGUAACCAACAACGACGGCGUCGAUCACGGCGUCCUCAUGGGCGAGGGCGACGGCACCGUCAAUCUCCUGAGCACGGGCUACAUGUGCGCCAAGGGCUGGCGCAUGAAACGGUACAACCCUGCCGGGGUACAAGUCAAGGUCUUUGAGAUGCCGCAUGAACCGGAUCGCUUCUCGCCCCGUGGUGGUCCGAAUACAGGUAUGCCCCAAAAACCCCCCUUAGCAUCUCCCUUUCCACCCUUCCGGAGAAUUAUUUCUGAUAUGAGAGAGUAUAUAGGCGACCACGUCGACAUCCUCGGCCGCGCAUCCCUCAAUGACCUCAUCCUCCGCGUAGCAGGCGGCCAAGGAGACCAGAUCGAAGAGACGUUCGUCUCGCGGAUUAAGGAGUACGCGGAUCGGGUACAGGUUUUUGAUGAUGAAUGA
Messenger RNA from Aspergillus luchuensis, 1947 nucleotides. Its product is annotated as phospholipid:diacylglycerol acyltransferase. The record is from RefSeq and is a predicted model, not a curated record. Lineage: Eukaryota; Fungi; Ascomycota; Eurotiomycetes; Eurotiales; Aspergillaceae. The coding region runs from base 1 to 1947 and encodes 648 amino acids. Gene Ontology annotation, cellular component: cytoplasm; perinuclear endoplasmic reticulum. The transcript has 2 exons. Gene Ontology annotation, molecular function: phospholipid:diacylglycerol acyltransferase activity. Gene Ontology annotation, biological process: triglyceride biosynthetic process; lipid storage.